AUGGCAAAUAGAAGGGAAUGUACAGCAGGAUUCAAAUUAGAAGCUGUUAAGCUGGUUAAAGAAACAGAAGUAAAAAAAAUAGCAAAAGAUCUAGGCAUAGAUGGCAGAAAGGAAGUGUGGCCAAUCAUUGAGGACGGCAACGGCAUCGCAAUUAGUGAUGGAAGGUCAAGUGGAGCAUUUGCUGCAGCAGAUACUGUGGGUACGUUUUCUGGUGCAAAUGCUAAGCUUAUUGAUGAUAAUGGUGAGUUAGUGCCGCUGAUUUACAAAGGCAAAACAAGAAAUGAAAAACACAGUGAAUUGAUUGAGUAUAGUAUUAAAGCUGGAAUCAAUCAGGCAAAAAUAGGUAAUGAAAUAUCAAAAGGUCAUGGAAGAAUACAUAUGAAUGUGCUUUCGGAGAUGGGAGCAGCAGAACGCGUGCUACAUGGCAUAUUAGAAAAAGCAAAAGGCUUAGUUCAUGGUAUUACCUGCGGUGCUGCAUUAUGGAAGCGUGCUUACCAAAGAAUAUCUUCCUGUUUGCUUGGUGGAGUAGUGUAUGAAGAUCCAUGGCUUGCUGGAGGACACAAUGGACUCAGUAACAGUGAAGACCCAGAGCUACCACAGGCUCCAUUUGAAAGAGUUGCAGAGCUUAGAUCUUUCAUGAACGAGAUCGGUCUUUCAGAAACACCAAUUGUUAUGGCAGGACGAGUGUGGCAUUUGAAAGAUUGGGAACAUUGUUUUGACAAUCUGCAAAUUGGACCAAUAGCUUUUCAGUUUGGCACUCGUCCACUUUUGACGAAAGAAAGCCCAAUUUCUGCAGAGUGGAAAAAAAAGCUACUCACUUUAGAAGAAGGUGAUGUAUUUUUUAAUAAAUUCAGUCCAACAGGGUUUUACUCAUCUGCAGUAAAAAAUAACUUCAUACGUGAGUUGCAGAAACGGAAUUCACGUAAAAUGAAGUUUUCAGAAAAUGCCAGCGAAGAAUUUAGUAGUGAAUUUGCAAUGGGUGGCAGAGGUAGGAAGAUCUACCUUACUACAAAAGACAAAGAGCUGGCAAAUACAUGGACUAAAGCAGGGUAUACAGAAGCAAUGAAAACUCCAGAUACAACUGUUAUUUUUGUGACGCCAGGCAAAUUUGCAGAGAUAAGACAAGAUGAAAUCAAUUGUAUGGGAUGUUUAAGUCAUUGUUUGUUUAGCAAUUGGAAGGAUCACGGCGACCAUUCAACAGGACGAAAGCCAGAUCCACGGAGUUUUUGUAAAAAAAAAAUACUGCAAAACAUUAUACAUAAAAGAAAUAUUGAAAGUGAACUCAUGUUUUCCGGGCACAAUGUGUACAAAUUUAAGCAAGAUCCGUUUUAUGAGAAUGGCUACGUACCGACAGUAAAAGAGCUGAUGGAAAAGAUAUUAACUGGCCUGUUUGGUGGUCACACUACAGUUAUAAAUAACCCUGGUUUCAGUAGUGGUAGCCAUCAAAGCAGAGAAGAUAAGAAAAAAGACUCGGAAGACAGUAGAAAGCUAUUAGCUUUAGGUACAGUACAGGUAGCUGCAGUUGUGCGUGUUGUUUUCCAUGUUGGUAUGUGUUUUUGGUAUAACAGCAGCAGAAAAACGGCUAGAAAAGAAGAAAAAAUAGAUUAUCUUGACAAUAAGCUUAAGAUGCUUAGGAAUGUAGAAUUUGCGUUUGGUGCUGUUUCUUUAGCGGCUUUGCUAGCUUGUGCUGUUUAUCCAGUGUUACCAGUGUGGGGUUCAGUUAGCCUUGGCGUUAAUUCUCUCGUAUGUUUCGCUGGUGGUUUAGCUUUUCAUAUGAAGCAUGAGGAAGAAUCAGAUAAUAUUGAGAAGGCUAAAGGAGCGGUAAGAAGCUAUCUUCAGGAUACUUCUCCAAGUGCUCCUCUUUAUAAUUAUGUGGGGGGGGUUUGGGAAUUGAAGGGGUGCUAA
This is a messenger RNA of Parnassius apollo (apollo), 1905 nucleotides long. Lineage: Eukaryota; Metazoa; Arthropoda; Insecta; Lepidoptera; Papilionidae. The record is from the annotation of a GenBank genome assembly.